CCCAGUGUUCGAACCCGGAAGUUCGGGAAUACAGCCCAAAAAGCUGAGCUAGAAAGCUUCAACCAAGGCUCACAAGAUAGCUACAUGUACAACGACAGUUUGUUAGCUAUCUCGCAUAUUUCUGUGGAUUCAAAAUGGAUGCGGAAACAGAGUGUUGCAAGUAUGUAUUUUGUAAGCACACAUGUAUUUUUGUUUACCAUAAAAAAGUGUCAGCGGAGCUAGCUAACCGUUAGCUACCGUAGCUUGCUACGGCAGUUGGAGAAUGCAUGCCCUGCCCUGUCUUGCAGAAUCAUCACAUCAUUCCUUAUGGUUGAGCGAGCUAGCUAACGUAUCUAGCCAUCAAUCUAGUUUGUAGAGCUAGUUCAAACGCGAGGCAGACGUUGCUGUGUGACUGUGCUAGUCCAUUAACUUGUUCAUCAUUUGAUCAAGUUUUAAAUGUCUGUUGGCAGAUGUCACCUCUUGGAUUUGCCCUGGGAGGAUGUGCUGGUAACACACAUCUUCUGCUACCUGCCAUUACGCCAGCUGGUGCGGCUACAGAGAGUGAGCAAGCAGUUCUAUGCCCUCAUCCAGGUGUACCUGGCCAACUGUCGCAUCUUUGACCUCACACAGGUAGGCCACACACUAUCCAUUCUAUUUAGUCCAGGAUUUCCUUAAAGUUUCUUGUACUGAAAUGCUCAUACACUAUUUAGCCUAAUACCCAGUUUACAAUCACACUCCUGUAAUGUUCCCAGAUCGGGCCCAGCCUUCCCAAGGAGGCAUUCAGCAACAUACUAAGGGACAACAAAGUCCUUCAGAACUUGUCCGUCCAGAACUGCUCCGAUUGGGUGACGGACAAGGAGCUGCUGCCUGUGAUUGGCCAGAACCAGCACCUGCUGAGAGUGGACAUGAGGGGGUGUGACCGGCUGACCCGUCACUCUUUAGUAGCCGUGUCGUUGAGCUGCACACACCUGGAGUACCUAGUCCUGGCCCACUGUGAGUGGGUGGACAGCCUGUCCAUACGCAGCCUGGCGGACCACUGUGGGGGCCUGAGGUCCAUCGACCUGACCGCCUGCCGCCAGCUCAAAGACGAGGCCAUCUGUUAUCUAUCCAAGAAGUGUGUGAAGAUGAGGUCGCUGUCUGUGGCGGUCAACGCCAACAUUACAGACGUGUCUGUGGAGGAAGUGGCCAAGAACUGCAGGGAGCUGGAACAGCUAGACCUGACAGGCUGCCUGAGGGUUAGGAACAACUCCAUCAGGUGCUGUUGUUUUGAUACACUGACUGCUCAAAUGAUUGGUAUCAUCUCUGUGUGUGUGUGUGUGUGUGUGUGUGUGUGUAUUUUGCUAAUGUAGGUUAUCUAUAUACUAGUCAGGUUUAUAUACUAUUUAGGUUCUAGUCAGGUUCAUAUACUAGUCAGGUUCAUAUACUAGUCAGGUUCAUAUACUAGUCAGGUUCAUAUACUAGUCAGGUUCAUAUACUAGUCAGGUUUAUAUACUAGUCAGGUUCAUAUACUAAUCAGGUUCUAGUCAGGUUCAUAUACUAGUCAGGUUCAGAUACUAGUCAGGUUCAUAUACUAGUCAGGUUUAUAUACUAGUCAGGUUCAGAUACUAGUCAGGUUCAUAUACUAGUCAGGUUCAUAUACUAGUCAGGUUCAUAUACUAGUCAGGUUCUAGUCAGGUUUAUAUACUAGUCAGGUUCAUAUACUAGUCAGGUUCUAGUCAGGUUUAUAUACUAGUCAGGUUCAUAUACUAGUCAGGUUCAGAUACUAGUCAGGUUCAGAUACUAGUCAGGUUUAUAUACUAGUCAGGUUUGUAUACUAGUCAGGUUUAUAUACUAGUCAGGUUUAUAUACUAGUCAGGUUUAUAUACUAGUCAGGUUUAUAUACUAGUCAGGUUCAGAUACUUGUCAGGUUCAUAUACUAGUCAGGUUGUAGUCAGGUGUAUAUACUAGGCAGGUUCAUAUACUAGUCAGGUUUAUAUACUAGUCAGGUUCAUAUACUAGUCAGGUUUAUAUACUAGUCAGGUUUAUAUACUAGUCAGGUUUAUAUACUAGUCAGGUUCAGAUACUUGUCAGGUUCAUAUACUAGUCAGGUUGUAGUCAGGUGUAUAUACUAGUCAGGUUCUAGUCAGGUUUAUAUACUAGUCAGGUUUAUAUACUAGUCAGGUUUAUAUACUAGUCAGGUUCAUAUACUAGUCAGGUUUAUAUACUAGUCAGGUUAAUAUACUAGUCAGGUUUAUAUACUAGUCAGGUUUAUAUACUAGUCAGGUUUAUAUACUAGUCAGGUUCAUAUACUAGUCAGGUUCAUAUACUAGUCAGGUUCAGAUACUUGUCAGGUUCAUAUACUAGUCAGGUUUAUAUACUAGUCAGGUUUAUAUACUAGUCAGGUUCAUAUACUAGUCAGGUUCAUAUACUAGUCAGGUUUAUAUACUAGUCAGGUUUAUAUACUAGUCAGGCUCAUAUACUAGUCAGGUUAAUAUACUAGUCAGGUCCCAUGUAGCUCAGUUUGUAGAGCAUGGCGUUUGCAACGCCAGGGUUGUGGGUUCGAUUCCCACGGGGGUCCAGUAUGGUUCAUAUGCUAGUCAGGUUCAUAUGCUAGUCAGGUUCAUAUGCUAGUCAGGUUCAUUUUGUCACUGUUAUUCUACUGUCAUGUUCCACCUGUAUGUCUCGCUCUGGGCUGACACUUUUUGGGUGCAAAACCCACAGUGUUUUACUGUGACAUGUUUUAGAUCUGCAGUGGCACAUCCUCAGUGGCACACCUGUAAGAACCAUGUUCAUGCUGUGUUUGUCCGACUCUGCAGUCCAGGACGGUUGCAGACUAUGUCCUGCUCCGGCUUGCUUUGGAUGAAGGGGAGUGGCACUCUACUUUGAUAUUCACUGGUAAUCCUGUCCUUACACCUUUUGGUCCUCUGUGUGUGUGUGUGUGUGUGUGUGUGUGUGUGUGUGUGUGUGUGUGUGUGUGUGUGUGCGUGCGUGUGUGUGUGCGUGUGUGUGUGUGUGUGUGUGCGCGUGCGCGUGCGCAGGACUGUUGCAGAGUACUGCCCCAAGCUGCAGUCUCUGAAGGUGAACCACUGUCACAACGUGACUGAGUCCAGUCUGGACCCCCUGCGGAAGAGGAAUGUAGAGAUCGAUGUGGAGCCACCACUACAGAGGGCCCUUGUGCUGCUGCAGGUAUGAGGGCGGAGGACACGCUCAUGUACAAUUAUUACUGUCAUUUAGAAAAUCACAAUUAGUGUAUAAUAAUAAUAAUAAUCACAUAUCACCCACACAGUUUUACCACUUGGAAGAACAUCCGGUACCCUAUACAUUUAAUGUGAAUGGCUGAACACACGCGUUGUCUUGUAUUGUUUCACUGAGGCAUUGAUAAAAGCAAUUGUACUGCAAGGACCAUACAAACCAAAAAGUCAGUCUGAAAUAUGUAUUGUUGUCUGUCUAUCCCUUGGUGCUACUGCAGGAUGUGGUGGGGUUCGCUCCCUUCAUCAACCUCCAGAUCUAGGCUAAGGAACAUCUGUAUUCCUCCAUCCAACCAACUGGAGACAGGUAGGCUAGCUAGGCUAAGGAACAUCUGUAUUCCUCCAUCCAACAGACUGGAAACAGGUAGGCUAGCUAGGCUAAGGAACAUCUGUAUUCCUCCAUCCAACCAACUGGAGACAGGUAGGCUAGCUAGGCUAAGGAACAUCUGUAUUCCUCCAUCCAACAGACUGGAAACGGGUAGGCUAGCUAGGCUAAGGAACAUCUGUAUUCUUCCAUCCAACCAACUGGAGACAGGUAGGCUAGCUAGGCUAAGGAACAUCUGUAUUCCUCCAUCCAACCAAUUGGAAACGGGUAGGCUAGCUAGGCUAACGAACAUCUGUAUUCCUCCAUCCAACAGACUGGAAACAGGUAGGCUAGCUAGGCUAACGAACAUCUGUAUUCCUCCAUCCAACAGACUGGAAACGGGUAGGCUAGCUAGCUAGCGCUUCUCCGAAAUAUUUGAAGCUUUUUGAUCUAAAUAGCUGUUUAUUUUGCAAGUGUGUGCCUAUAUAUUCAUGCAGUAUAAAUGUUAUGUAACUACACAUUUCCUGAAGUGUGCACUCGUUCACGUCUCCCUACCUCAUCCCCAUAUUGUUAUUUAUUUUGCUAAUUUGCACCCCAGUAUCUCUAUUUGCACAUCAUCUCUUGCACAUCUAUCAUUCCAGUGUUAAUACUAAUUGUAAUUAUUUUGCACUAUAGCCUAUUUAUUGCCUUACCUCCAUAACUUGCUACAUUUGCACACACUGUAUAUAUAUUUUCUGUUGUAUUUUUUGACUUUUGUUUUGUUUUAACCCCAUAUGUAACUCUGUGUUGUUGUUUUUAUCGCACUGCUUUGCUUUAUCUUGGCCAGGUCGCAGUUGUAAAUGAGAACUUGUUCUCAACUGGCUUACCUGGUUAAAUAAAGGUGAAAUAAAAAUAAAAAUAUUUAAAAGUAUUGGGAUAGGUGUAGGUAUGUGCUAGACAGAGUUUCCACAAUAUUUAUUAUACCAGUAAAUACAGUGCAUGCUUAGGGAGAAAGGACAGAUUAUUGGACACUAUUGUAAUGUUCUGCAGUCUAUGUAACCAGCUUUAUUGUUUUCAUUUUGCAGGUUUUCCUCCACUAGGAGAAUGACCUGUUUCAAUUGAAACACACCCUGUGUGCUGGGACAUCAAUUAAAGCAAUGCAAGGACAAGCGGUUAACGGAUGUAUAUGGGAAAUAUAUUGUGGAACUUGUCUCUAAGUUAUUCCAGUGGUAGGCCUAUCAUAGUCUGGUUAUCAGUCUGUUUAGCUAACAGUUGACAGCUCUCUGACUUGCUGGAGGACCCAGUGUUACACCUCCUCACAGUAAUAUUAUGGGUUCCAGUCUGUUUAGCUAACAUUCCAUUACUUGUACUCCAUGUCAUGUGCCACGGAGUACAAAAGAGUGGAAUGUUAGCUAUACAGACUUGAACCCAGACUAGGUCUAUCAUAUUCUGGGGAGAAAAUAUCUAUUUUUGAGUUGAUGUUGCAGAUUAUAAUUAUGCCCUUAUGAAAAGACUGAAGGAAGCCAUGCACUUUUUUUUAGUAACGCUGUCUAGGAGUCAGAAAGAUUCCUGCGGUAUUUCUUUGUGUCUUAUCACACUCUAACAACACUAGAUGUUCUUGUGAUCUAUAGCUUUUUAAAAAGGGCCAUUCCAACCAAAGGAGAAGACAUUGUAACUGUAAGAGCGUGUUGUUGAGUUUUUGUGUGUUUAUUGACAUGUUACUCUGCUAAUUGGAUGAUACGUACACCGCUAAAUGUUUCAUUCAGAUUAGCAAGGUACACUUUUUUAUAUUAGGUAGGUAAACGUUUUAUAGCGUGUGUUUGCAUUGACCUCACAUUGACUGAAACUAUGCUCUUCUUACAAUAUCCUUUUUAAUGGUAGUUCAGCUGAUCAGUUCAUGCCCGGCCCGCCAUUGUAAAAAUGUCAUGUUAUAAAAAUCUGGAUGCCAUGAUCUUGGAAUCCUCCUUUUGUCUGUUUUACUUUAGGAAAUCUCGUUUUCGAUUUGAACGUCUGAAAACAUGUAGGCCUAGUUGUAAAACUACAUUAGUUCAAUAAAGCUUUCUCAUACGGAAUGCUAUGAGGGAGGACACAUUUCCGUUGGUUUUUUCAAUAGUCACAUAUUACAAUCACAGUUCUACGUCUUGGAGGAAACAUGAGAAGAACAUGCAGUGUAAAGUACAUUUAAUGUGAUUGGCUGAACACCCACAUUGGUAUUGUUUCAAUGAGGAGUUUCAGUAUUGAAACCUAUUUGAAUUGUAUAUGUAAGGAGGACAAUCCAGACAUGGCUAUCUGAGAAUAUCAAAUCAAAUCAAAUCACA
Coregonus sp. 'balchen' is the source of this 5807-nucleotide messenger RNA. Lineage: Eukaryota; Metazoa; Chordata; Actinopteri; Salmoniformes; Salmonidae. The record is from the annotation of a GenBank genome assembly.